AAUGCCUGAAGAUCUUGCCUUACAGCUCAGACACUUCCUCGCAGCGCUCCCCUCGAGCCUCCACUUCAAAGCCGACCACAACGUGCGGUUGAACGUGUUCCGCGCGUUGUACUUUGCUCUUGGCACCGAGACGCUCCACCGGUUAUUUCCCGCCAAUGCAGCGCUUUUCCCAGAUAGUUGGGACACUGUUUUCACCACCACUGAUCUUACCAAGGUGGGCCGCAGUAAUCUCAGACGCAGCCGCUUCUUCGAAAGCACGCUGAAGGCCAACUAUGCGCACCCGAACCGCCCAUGCGGGCGCAAGUUCAUGAAGGGCGAACCAGUUUACCGCUGCCUCGACUGUCUGUUUGAUGAGACGUGUGUGUUGUGUUUCCACUGUUUCAAUAAGGCGGACCAUGAAGAGCACCAGAUAUCGGUGGAAAUCGCGAAGGGACUGAAAAACGGAAUCUGCGAUUGUGGCGACCCCGAGGCAUUUGUGACGGAACUACUCUGUCUCUGCACGUCUGAUAUGGAAUUAGAGAAGUUUCCUCCAAAUGUAGAGGGUGCCCUCAAAAUAGUCAUCGACGUGGCGCUCGAAUUCAUCAUCGAUGUCACUGAUAGUGCCAUCAACACGAUCCCUGAGGUGCAUUCUUACAUGCUUCCACUCUCGGCGUCAUCUUCAAUGAAGAUCAGCGAGAAAUCAGCAUUGCUGAAGGCAAAGUAUGGUGAUGACUUCAACUCCCAAGAGUACCUACUCGUGUUGUGGAACGAUGAGUACCACAACUGGGACGACGCGAAAGGACGGAUCAUUGCCGCAACCGGCUGUACGCUUGAAAAGGCCGAAGAAAUGUCUGCCAGCAUCGAUUCCAUUGGCAGACAGAUCUUGAAGCGCAGUGCCGACCCCGUGGCGCUCCUUGGCGCCCAGACGCUGGUCGAGAGCACUGGCCUCGUGUCGACUAUCAUGUCCAGUCGUGAUUACGUACGCGGCGAGAUUGUCUCGCUGGUAGUGGAUUGGCUAUUGGCAAUGCUCACGGUGCACGAUGUUUCAUUCCAGACGGCCGUCCGCCGAGCGUUGUGUCAGUCGUUGAUUGGCUCCUUUGCUUUUGAGAGCAGCCCUGCAAAUGCCGUGGUUGAUGAUAUUAUUACUCCCAUGUUGGGGGUAACGAUUGGUAACAAAAUUCCAGCUUUAGGCAGCAUAUUAGCCCAGUCGCGUGUCCAGUUCUUGAUGUACUAUGACAUCCGCCAUUGGAAAUCGUUACGCGACCGCAUCCACGAUGUUAUCACCCCAGUCUUAGCCUCAGAUUUGACAUACAAACCGCUCUUCUGCACCCAGUACAUUGAGAUCUACCAUCAGCUUACUCACUUGAUGGGAACGGCUGACCGUGAGUGGGAACUCAACCUCUCGUGUGACGCUAGUACGCAGCUCUUCACAUGUCCCACAAAUGCCUCCGCUAUCGUUGGCACUGGGAAGUUUCCAGUGGUCGUGGGGGCACUCUACGCUCUCUUCCAGCUUGGUAGCAUUCAGAACGCUGAUGGUAGCUUCACUUUCACGAAUGACAAGGAUACCAGCGCGUACAAGUCGUUGGAGGAGACGCUCACACGCGGCAUGAAUGACGUCAUCCAUAUCGUAGACACAUGUACCAACAAAAAAGCCCUAUUGGAAGAGGCAAACUUGUCCCCGCUUCUUCUCUUUGUCGGCUUGUUCCAAGGUUCCUGGAAGAUUGUUAAGAAGUACGGUGACCACGUGCCCUUGGAGGAUAGUGCUUUCAUCAAGCAUUUCGAGUACUGUGCGUACAUGUACACCAUCAUCAAGCAUAUUGCCGAGGGUGUGACGGGUGACCUGGCUGUGGAUAGAGCCAUUCAAACGAUUGCCUUAUACUUGUCUCCUGGUCCUCUUCACGAGGUUAACGGCCAAAGCAUCUGCCAUUUUGACAUCAGCACGGAGCCUGUCUCCUUCAUGAACCCAUUGAACUCGUUAUUGUCGUUUUUUCUUGAGAAGGGGACGUUACCUGAUGUAGACCUUUUACCGAUCUCCGACGUCUCCUUGCGCUCAAUUGUGUUAUGUUCCCAGGUCAAGAUUGGGGCGUGGAUCCGCAACGGCCGCUACGUUUCUCGCCAGGCGGCGUUGUAUUCAGGUACGUUUAUGAAUGAGUGCGGCUACGCGCGCGAUGUAUACCUUAAUCAGCUUGCGGCGUUGCAUGUGCCUCAUAAGCGCUUUCUUUACAAUAUGCUUGACCGAUGGCAGUUGCUCGAGUGGUUUACCGGAUGCCAGAGCUAUAAACAGACAGUUUACGAGGAUCGCAUCCCGUACAUCCUUGAGGAGUUCCUUAAGUACGUCUAUACGUUAGUAUCGUCGCGGCUGGAGUUUCUCCAUGCCGACGCCGCAACUAAGACCCGCGCCAAGAUCAAGCGGGUAGUGGCCUACUGUUUGGCUCAGGGCCCGCGGACCUUUUCCGACUUGUGUGAUGACGUCCCCAGCACCGCGGCUGAAGAUAGCUCGUUUGAGGAUAUCUUGGAGGAGAUUGCGAGUUACAGUGCGCCAAGCGGGUUUUCUGACACCGGGAUGUACCGCUUAAAGAACGAAAUGUACCGGACUCUUGACCCGAUGAGCUAUGCCGUGGAUACCAAUGACUACCCCGAGGUACUUGUGGCCUUGACGGCCCAAAUGGCGAUACAAACAAAGACCAAGGAAGAUGAGGUUGUGUUGGUGCCUGUGUUGGAGCCGUUACCAGCCGAGUUUGCCGGUUUGGGGGAUUUUACGAGAUCUCCCGACUUUGCAAAAUUGGUGUACAAGCUCUUGCAAGUGGCGAUUGACACACAGGAGGAGGCCUUUGUCCCUGAGUUGUUGCACUUAGUUCACGCCAUCUUGAUUGACAACGAAGCCGCGGGCUUACCGGUUGAUUAUCUUGAUAAGCCGAUCUGCAACUUAUUGUUAAGCGUGGUUGGGUCGUCCAUGGCUAGAAGCAUCGUUCUGAAGGCCAAUUUCUUAUUAGACUAUUUUCUCGAGAGAAACAAGGAUAUUCUCGAGUCCUUAACCAGCAGCUUUGGUGAGGAUUAUAUGCUCGACUACAAGAAGACCAAGACUGGACUUUUUGAGUCGACAGAGGAGAAGCGUCGCCGGUUGGCCAAGGAGAGACAAGAACGUAUCAUGGAGAAAUUUGCCAAGAGGCAAGAGCAAUUCUUGGCCAACAACCAAGACAUGGUGGAUGAAGAUCCAAUGGAGGAUGAAGAGGAACCCUUCUCGGAAGAAGACCUCAGAACCUGUAUUCUAUGCCAAAACCCCGAAACUAACGAUGAAAUCUUUGGGUUACCGGCGUGGGUCGCUGAGUCUGCGAUUUUCUGGCAGUUGCCUGCGAAUAGCGUUGAGUAUACCGAAAGGGCGUACGGGGCCGAGCAUACCGCACAAACAGACAAAGUUGGCCGGGGGUUCCCUAUCGAGAGCAAGGACACGGCUACUAAAGCCAUCUUCGGGCCUAACUUCAAGCUGAAGUACACCGCCACUACUUGUGGCCAUGGGAUGCACUACAAGUGCUUCAAGGAAGGGGUGAAGACGUCGUGGUCGUUUACCCUGGGAUUCGGAUGUCCGUUAUGUCGUUCUAUCAACAACGCCUUCAUCCCAAGUUUCAUAGGCAAUACCGAGUCGGUCAGACUCAACCAAUCGAAGCCGCCCACCAGUAGCAAGUACAACCAGAUCUUGCAAGAGUGCGAUGGCGGAAACUGCACCGAGUUGGGCCCCGUGUUGUUCAAUGCCGAGAUGACGGAGAUGCUUGUGAGUCUGAGCCUAAAUAAGAGCAAAUUGUUGAGGGAACUUACAAGCGUGUUGAAGGAGAACCUCGUAUUGUGCGACAUGUUGGCGAUCAAAACAAAUUUUUUUGCCACCUCGCAGGGGCUCUCCUUGUUACUUGGAAAUACUAUUGCCAUGCAUGAAAUCACCAGCCGAAUCGACCACGCGGAGCCGCUUGCCGGGCUCCGCGCCAUGAAGCUCAAGGACAAGUCGCUCGUCAAAUCCUUGAUGCAGACACGCGUCAUCUUGUCGAUCCUCGAGAAAGACUUGGUGGCUGGGUUUAAGAAGGAGAGUGAAUACGCGACGUUUUGGGAGAACAAUAACUUGACCGACGGGAUCUUUUCCGAGUUCUGCAUGCUCUACUUUCAGACCAACGAGUCUUUCAGCACGUUGAGUAGGAUGGUGCUUACCAAGGCCUUCACUACAACCCUUUACUCGGUGUUACUUCGAAGCCUUAGAGAGGAAGCCCAGCUCAUAGCCCUCUACAGCGCCCCCAUGACAGAAGUCCAACCGGACUUUAACUCUUUGGUAGCGGUGGUGAUUGAAGGGAUAAAAAAAAUGUAUCCUGAUCUUGACUCCACCGCAUUCGAAGACGAGAAGCUCUUGUCGCAUACGUUUGCCGCUGUUGAGCGUUGUUUGAGACCACUCUACUGUAACUUAAUAUUUUUCAGAGAGGUUUUGGAAGCCACUCCGGAGGCCGAGACGUGCCCCACUGAGGGUCUCUUUAGGCUCUUACAAGCCCAAACCGGGUUGCCUGAUUUGUGUGUGUUGGUAGGCUGUAUCAUGAACGGUGGCACGUUCGAGUCUUCCAUUUUUGACAACGUUCUCAACGGAAAGAUUGCCAAGUUCUGGGAAGUUGGAAUUUUGAAUGUGGAGUAUCCAGGCGUUAUAGAGCUUAUGGGCCUUCCUGAAAAAUUGAGCACCUUUAUGGACAUUUCGAAUAUCGACUCCGAAAAGAACAGCAAGGACCGGGUGGUCAAGAGGUUAGACUACUCCAUCUGCUUGAUUUGUGGAACCAAGGUGUUUGCCCCGGAGAGCCGCAAAGCCUUCAUGACCCAGUCUCACUUGGUCAACCAUUUGAGUAGUCACUGCACCAACCGCACUGCCGUCUACUUUAACCCUGCCCCUGCCGAUAACCACAUAGAUGUUCUCGUCAGAAGUAACAACGGCGUCUUCCCAAUCAGCAUUGGCUCGCCGUACUUGAACAAGCACGGGGAAAACAGCAGAAGAGGUUUGCGCAAGGGCCAGACUGCCUGGUUAAAUGAGAAGCGCUACCAGGAGCUCACCAAGAUGUGGCUCAGCGGUGAGUUGUAUGCCUAUCUAUCGAGACUUUUAUUCAACAACAUGCGUGCUAGAAACGUGGUGAAUCUCGAUGGAGUGGAUGUUAACUUGGCGGACGACGAGUCGGAAUCUGAGGAUGAGCUUGAUGCAUUUAGCGAAGGUGAUGACCAGGUGUAUAUGUUGAACGACGAGGAUAUCGAAGAGGAUUUGGACGCCGCGGACAUCGACUAAUAAUGAUCCCGUGGAUAAGUGUCCAGAGAGUGCAUUGUUCAGUUUUAAUGUAUCUUUUUGUAAACUAUGUUUCAUUGGUUAUAGGACGAAAGGGUUUCCGCAUUUAAAAAAUAGUAGCGGAUAAUAUCCGAAGUGACUGAGUUGACGUAUGGCGAGGAUGGGUUAGUAGCAAUUGAAGUAUCUAUUAUUG
Molecule: messenger RNA, 5465 nt
Organism: Babjeviella inositovora NRRL Y-12698
Lineage: Eukaryota; Fungi; Ascomycota; Pichiomycetes; Serinales
Gene: UBR1
Product: E3 ubiquitin-protein ligase
Exons: 1
Biological process (GO): ubiquitin-dependent protein catabolic process via the N-end rule pathway; protein ubiquitination
Cellular component (GO): cytoplasm; ubiquitin ligase complex
Molecular function (GO): ubiquitin protein ligase activity; zinc ion binding
Source: RefSeq, a predicted model, not a curated record